AUGGGUGUUUUCAUUCCACAUUCCAAGCUUGAAAAUUUGAAGGCCUAUAAGUACCAAAGUGAAGACCGUUCUUUGGUUACGAAAUACAUUCUCAAGCCGUUCUGGUCCAAGUUCGUUUACAUUUUUCCAAUGUGGAUGGCUCCUAAUGUAGUUACCCUAUCUGGUUUUGGUUUCAUUAUUCUAAACAUCUUCACUGUACUUUAUUAUGAUCCUACCUUGUCAAAGGAAUCUCCUCGCUGGACCUAUUUCACUUACGCCUUAGGAUUGUUCCUGUACCAGACAUUUGAUGCUUGUGAUGGAACUCAUGCGCGUCGUACUGGUCAAUCGGGUCCUCUUGGUGAAUUAUUUGAUCACUGCAUUGAUUCGUUGAACACUACACUUUCCAUGCUUGUAUUUUGUUCCGCAGCUAGAACUGGUAUGGGAUAUAUGACGAUUUUGGCGCAAUUCGCUUUGCUUUGUAACUUCUAUUUGAGCACAUGGGAAGAAUAUCAUACUCAUAAGCUGUUUUUAAGUGAGUUCUCCGGACCAGUUGAAGGAAUCCUAAUAAUCAUCGGAGCUUUUAUUAUUACUGGGAUAUAUGGCUCAGAAAAAAUAUGGCACACCCUUUUGUUUGAAUUUAGUUGGGGUAGUGAAAACUUGCGAGUAGAAACUAUUCAUGCUCUCUUCGGCUUCUCCGGUAUAGCAGUAUUUUUCAAUAUUCUCUCUGCCAGAAAGAAUGUUGUGGACUACUACACGCAAAACCACUCUCGCAAAGAGGAAUCCGAAAGACAAAUUAUUUUAGCUACCCGUGGCUUGGUCCCAUACUUCAGUUAUUACGCUUCUAUUGCACUCGUCGUAUUGAUUGAACCGCAAAUUAUUUCUUUGCCAUUCAUUUUAACGAUUGGUCUAACAAUGGCAUUUACAGUGGGCAGGAUUAUUAUCUGUCACUUGACCAAACAAUCAUACCCAAUGUUUAAUCCACCCAUGUUGAUCCCAACUGUUCAACUGCUACUCCGCUUUUUCUUCGUGAAUGUUUUAAGUUAUAAAAGACAAGAAGUGAUUCCAGCCCUCAACUGGUUUGGCUUCGGUUUGUCCUUUGGAAUUCACUCAAUGUUCAUCACAGAAGUUAUUUAUGAGUUCACGACCUACCUUGACAUAUAUGCGUUGUCCAUUAAACACCCAAAGACUGCGUGA
Messenger RNA from Lachancea fermentati, 1173 nucleotides. The record is from the annotation of a GenBank genome assembly. NCBI's taxonomy places the organism in Eukaryota, Fungi, Ascomycota, Saccharomycetes, Saccharomycetales, Saccharomycetaceae.